UUUUAAUAUGUUUGCAGAUGUGGUGUAUGACUAAAGGCUGAAUAUCAAAGUGAUAUUCUGUCACGUUGUACAACAUCAGUCUUGGUGCAGAUCCACCAUGUUUGGUAAAUUUCUUUCAAACUGCCCCAACUUUGAAGGCAGGCAAAGCUUGGCCAGCUGCCUCCACUUUGUGCAGCCCCGCUACAGAGGAGAAGAUUUGAGAUAAACGGAUAAGAGGGUAAGUAUGGGGGACAGACUUGUACCUGCACUGUCUCACUCAGACUAUAGGCUAUAUUUCAGCUACAUGACUUUAUGGUUUACAUGUAUUUUCACAAAACAAGACAUAUCUUUCUCUCUGCAUAGGGAUCACUCCCACGUGUUGCUCUGCAUUGCUGCAUGUCGGCCUGUAGGUGGCGGCGUGCUACCUUAAUGAAAUUUGCAGUCUACCUUCUGCAAUUUAGACGUGCACAGAUAAAUUCAUUAGUUUCAAUUAAACAUUGGCGACUUUUAAACUGAAUAGCAACAAAUUAUUAAAAAAAACCUGUAAAAGACAAAUAUUCCUUCAUGAAUCCUGCUGUAUGAACAUGCCCCCACUUACCUUCUGUGAGACUUGUGAUUACAUUAAGCAAAGGAAAGACGACAUGUCCCCUAUUAGUGGUCCUGCAUCACUGUGUCCCACUGUUCAGGGUCUACUGGAUGUCGCUCACGCAGACAGAGCAGCUUUUGUCUGAUAAAUCUUAAUAAGCAAGCAGCCAAAUUGGAGUCACAAGUAUGCACAGUCCGUUGAGAGUUUCAGGCCGCGGGCUUGUGGGGGCUGCAACUUUUUCUACCUCUGCCGGACCAUAAUUCACGUCACAUCAUGAUCUGAGCUGCAGGGUCUGGGGAAGUAUAGGAGUAUUCUAAAGCAAUAUGGAGAGCUGGCACUGUUUGCUGCUGCUGUGCUCACUAAGUUUAGUGCUGCCCUCUGGAGAGGCCACGAAAAAUGAUGAUGGCAUCGACCUUGUCAGCUUUCUGAGAAGGAUCUACCCCGGGCUGCUGGUGAGAGACGAGCCGUUCAUCAUCAACGGAGACUUUGAGAUAAACUCCCCGGAGGAGCCGGGACACCCUGAAGUCCUCUCAGUCACAGAGCAAACCAAGGACAAACCAUUCAAGCAGGAUACAAAUGAGGCCCCCAGACCGGUGGUGUUAACCAAAGAUGGCCAGAUCAAGGGAGUUACAGUCGAUAAGGCCCAUAUAUUCUAUGGGAUACCGUAUGCAGACCCACCUGUUGGGGCUUACCGCUGGAAGCCCCCAAGACCAGUGAGUCCGUGGUCAACAGUUUAUGAUGCCUCCUUCCCCAGGGCGGCGUGCAUGCAGGCCUGCAGCGGACCCAUCACUGAGGAGUGUCCUCGAAAAGUCAGCGAAGACUGUCUCUACCUCAACAUCUUUGUCCCUGUGGAUGUGAACUUCAGCUCCCCUCUGCGGAGCCCGCUGCCCGUCAUGGUGUGGAUCCACGGCGGGGAUUUCAUCGCUGGCUCCGCCUCCAAGCCGCUGUACGACGGACGCUUCAUCAGUAACUUCACCCACACUGUUGUUGUAAGCGUGGAUUACCGACUGGGUGCCUUUGGGUUCCUCGUGUCGGGCAAAGACCCCCAUGCCUCAACUACAGGGAAUUAUGGGAUCCUGGACCAGCAGGCAGCUCUUCUUUGGGUCCAACGGAACAUUGCGGUGUUUGGAGGUGAUCCCGGCAAGGUGACAAUAUUUGGGGAGAGCGCCGGCGCUCAGUCGGUGAGUCUUCACCUGAUGAUCCAGAGCAGCAAGCCUCUGUUUAAACAGGCUGUCCUGCAGAGUCUGCCCUUCUCCAUCCCUCUGAAGACCAGACACGAUGCCCUGAAGCUGGGAAAAGGCUUUGCUAAACAGACCAACUGCUCUGUGAGCAACAUCGUCUGCCUGCUGUCUCUCACUCCACAGGCCGUCCUGGCUGCCCAGAUGAAAACAAGUUCCAAGAUUGUGAACCCGUUCAGGUUCCUGGAGGUCUUUGAGACGUGGGGUCCGUACAUUGAUGGGGAGCUGAUAAAAGAGCAAGCUGUCACUGCCUUUCUAAAGGGCCACUGGCAGAAGGAGAAGCCGGUGCUGCUGGGCACGACCUCAGAAGAGGGAGUGAUCUUUGUGUACGCCGUCUUCAACAAGCCCGUCUCCGCGGUGGAGAGCACUGUGUACAUCACAGCCAUCUUUAAACAGCAUGCUCUGAGGAUCCUGCACAAGUACCUGCCCCUGUACAGGGACGCCGACCGCAGGGACAUGCUCGCUCAGAUCGUCACCGACUACAUCUUCCUGUGUCCAGCGAGGAGGUCGGCGCGGGCCGGCACAGCGGCGGGCAGCGGCGUGUGGAUGUACGUGUUCGACCACGUGGCGUCAGACCCUCGGGUGUGGUCAGGUCUGACCUUCUGCUACCAGCACGCCUGCCACGGCGCCGAGCUGCCUUUUCUCUUCAACUCCGCCCCGGUGGCCAACUUCACCAUGACGCUCUCAGAGAAGCUGCUGUCCAAUCGGAUGCUGUGCUACUGGGGGGCCUUCGCCCACACCGGCGACCCUUCCUCGCGGGCCCAACAGACCACUUUCUGCCGAGAGCAGCGGCUGCCUGUUUGGCCGCGCUACUCCGACAACAGUGGCUGGCUGGUUAUGAACCUGACGGUGCGAUCACAUGCGCAAGUGGGAACAAGGAGCCAUAUAUGUGACUUCUGGGACAAACUGGGCAUCUACUAGUGAGGAGACAGGCUGCACGGAGGGGAUUCGGGUCACUGUUCUUGCACUGUAAUAUGGCGUUCAUGUUGUUUAUCUCAAAUUAUACAUUCAUGAAAUUUUAGGAAAUUGCUACCAGCUCUUAAAAGAAACUUUUGUUCCUAUGUCAGAGGUCUUGAUACAUUUUGAGAUCUAAACCUUCAUUAGUCCUGUUGAAGAAACAAACACAAAGUCUGUGUGUGUUGUCAGCUAACUUGCCACUAGCUGUUUGCAGUGGACAAGCGCACAAAAAAAAAGUACUCCCGAAUCACAAUGUGCACAACACAAAGCACGGCAAAAACUUCUGUCCCACUCAAACCUGAACACACCUUUGGAGUGUAGCCAAUGUCAGAGUCUGGGAAAAAUUCUUUAUAUGUGACAAUGCAGCACAAAGAAUGAAAGAUGUGGUGGGACUUUAGCUAUAGCUAUUGGCACAAGCGAUAAAAUGGAGAUUAACUCACUCACUGUGAACGGCUCCUGUAUGGAACAGCCCAAGUAAAUAUUAAAAUCAAACAGUGUGGAUUAACACUUGCUUCUCAUUAUACAAACUGUGAUGUAUGUAUGCUUCCUAAAGGCUUCAGUUAGCAGCUGUACAUUGUGGUCAAAUUAAUUUAGUCAAAGCAGGAGCCAGUCUUCUAACUGUAUAAACUGUAUGAAAAAAGAAAAGUGAUUUCAUUAAUACUGUUCUUUUGUUUUUCUUUUUAAUUGUACUUGGCUCAGAAUCUCUGACCAGCGUGUUUCUCAAAUAAAAUGAAUCCUUAAAGCUG
Messenger RNA from Acanthopagrus latus (yellowfin seabream), 3506 nucleotides. RefSeq names its product cAMP-regulated D2 protein. The transcript has 8 exons. The record is from RefSeq and is a predicted model, not a curated record. Gene Ontology annotation, molecular function: cholinesterase activity. Lineage: Eukaryota; Metazoa; Chordata; Actinopteri; Spariformes; Sparidae. The coding region runs from base 889 to 2724 and encodes 611 amino acids.